Molecule: messenger RNA, 1482 nt
Organism: Osmerus eperlanus (European smelt)
Lineage: Eukaryota; Metazoa; Chordata; Actinopteri; Osmeriformes; Osmeridae
Gene: tmem242
Product: transmembrane protein 242
Exons: 4
Coding region: 190-633 (147 amino acids)
Source: RefSeq, a predicted model, not a curated record
UUAUAUAUUUUAAAUUAAAGUGUUACUCUCGACCACUCUCAGCUCAUACAAAUGUAUGUAAUUGUUGCUAAAAACACUUCAAAGCAGAGGUCUUCAAAGCAAAAGAUGUUUCAACAUGAAUGAAUGCCUAUGGUUCCGACUGAGCUUGUUUCUACGGGAAACUUAUUAAGACGGACAAGCUAAGGCAAAAUGACAGCUGAGAAAGAAAACACGAGUUUGAAUGUCAAUGCAUCAAUUGGUAACGACAAUGACGACAAAGACAAACUGCAACUACUCAAAGGUGCAGCUUACCUGACUACUGUGGCUUCUGCUGGAAUGAUAGCAGGAUUCGGCUCAACAUUAGCCUUGGCAAAGAAGAAGAGUCCAAACUGGUUUAACAAAGGGGUGACAGCCACAGCAGCUCUGCCAGAGUCAGGGGCCUCCCUUGCCCUGAGGGCCCUGGGCUGGGGCUCCCUCUACGCUUGGUGUGGUGUGGGCCUGCUUAGUUUUGCCAUUUGGAAGGCCAUGGGAGUCCACAGUUUAACAGAGUUCAGGCAAACGAUGCAGUCGAUCUUCCCAGCGAUCCCUAAGAAUGAGACAGAACAAGCUAACGCAGAACCUGUGGACUGGGAUUCCAUCUUCCAGUCCAAAUGAAGGGGAUUAUCUGCCUCACCAGUGGUUAAAGCAGACUUCAUUAAAAAGACACUCUGUGACUCGAGACUAUAAUGAAGGACGUGAGGGAGAGGAAAAAGAACUUCUGGGGAGCACUUUGUUCCCCUUGUCGUCACCCAGGGAGACCUGUGAUGGACAGCUGCUUAAGGUUGUCUGUACAUCUUAAACCCUCCUCUCCUGUGAUGUUCAUGUCGGGCAUCAGUUCCUAAGGGGGCAGGUUUUCAUCAACUCAGAGCUUUGACUGGAAGGCCCCUGAAGUCAAGUCUCAAGCAUUACUAAUGGUUUUGGGCUUCCUAAGCUCACCGUCUCAUAGCACAAUGCCACCUUGAUUUGUCAUUUGUGACAGGUGCUGGUUGGUUUUUAUCACAGAUAAACCUGUAGAUGGAUGUAUUGUGCUUGUAAGGCCAGAAAUUCAGAAACUCUGAAGAAAUUACCUUCUUCAGAGUUACUGCUGAAUCAACUAUUGUCAAAGCCAUCUAUUUAUUCUCUGUUUUUGCUAUUCUCAUGUUCAUCAAAGAGCAGACUGAACCAUCUUGAACUGUACUGGUUAGUCGUAUAACGAGGUGGAUAAAAAUACUGGUGUCUGCGUCAGUGCCAAUGCGCUUGUGACUGCCCCUGAUGUUUUGGUACACAUUUAGUCUGCAUAAUCAAGUUUGGCGCGCUGUGUCAUAUUAGCUGAACUCCAGAAGUCAUACACACAGACUCUCUGGGAGGAAAACAUAUUUCAGUCUGAACUUUGAGUCCUAAAAAUACAUCAAAAUGGUCCCACUGCGCUGAUGUUUUCUCUCACAAGUCAAAUAAAGAGUCGAUAGCAUCCGUCACAGUGCUCAA